AUGGCGCGAGCGGCGUCGACCAUCUGGAGGUUCAGCGGGCGGGCGAGGGCCGGGAGGUUCAGCUGCCUCAUGGGGCUGCGAGAGCCGCAGGAUGGCGGAGAGCUCGAGGUGCGUCGCAUCGACCAGCAUGAGAGCCUCGUCGCCGCUCGCGUCCCCUCGUGGUCCUGCAACCCUGACGGUCGCGUCUGCCUCUCCGCCGUCACCGCCAUGUUCGACGAGAUCAGCACGGUGGCGGGAUGCGCCGCAUGGGACAGGUCGAUGAGGACAGGCCUCAGCGUUCAGCUCUUCUCUCGCGCUCACAGGAGCCUCGACGUGGGGAGCGGGGACAAGCUCGUGUUCACCACUAAGCUGCGCAAGAUCGGAAAGACGUUGGGGUUCGUGGACGGAGAAGUCGCGACAGAGGCAGGAGUCACUCUAGCCAACAUGCGGCACAUCAAGUUCAUGCCCAUGGGCAGCUUCUACGCCUUCAUAGCCCAUCCCCUCAUGCAGCCCACCACCCUGGCAGUGCUCAACGCCUUUCUCUCUCUCCGCCCCCUGCAGCACGAUCGCGUGCCGCAGAGCAAGGAGGAGCUGUUUCCUCUCCGCAACCUCAGAACCGAGGGAUCCAGCAGUUUUGCCGACACCUCCAUCACAGACAGGCACGCGACGGCUCUCGGGGGCAUCCAUGGCGGCGCAGGCGUCAUGCUCCUGACGCGCAUGGCGGCGGCUGGAGCAGAGAGGGACCUGACGCUGCCCAUCCCCAUACGCUCCAUCUCGACCAACCUCAUCAACAGCGUCCCCACCCGCGUAGGGAGGGAGACGGAAGUCCAGCUGGAGUCGAGCUUGUGCUUGGGGAGCGGCUUGCCGGACUACUCGUACGUGAUGAUCAAGAAGGAGGGAAAGAUCAUGAUGGACUCGUCGAUCUUCUGGGGGAUGCGAUGA
This is a messenger RNA of Guillardia theta CCMP2712, 921 nucleotides long. RefSeq lists its product as hypothetical. The transcript has a single exon. The record is from RefSeq and is a predicted model, not a curated record. NCBI's taxonomy places the organism in Eukaryota, Cryptophyceae, Pyrenomonadales, Geminigeraceae. Bases 1 to 921 code for a protein of 306 amino acids.